Magnusiomyces paraingens is the source of this 1917-nucleotide messenger RNA. RefSeq lists its product as uncharacterized. The record is from RefSeq and is a predicted model, not a curated record. NCBI's taxonomy places the organism in Eukaryota, Fungi, Ascomycota, Dipodascomycetes, Dipodascales, Dipodascaceae. The coding region runs from base 1 to 1917 and encodes 638 amino acids. Gene Ontology annotation, molecular function: protein binding. Gene Ontology annotation, cellular component: commitment complex; U1 snRNP; U2-type prespliceosome. The transcript has a single exon. Gene Ontology annotation, biological process: RNA processing; mRNA 5'-splice site recognition.
AUGACGCCAAUAGCAGAAGAUAAUGCAAGAAACCCUCAGUCAGAGGGUUCUUUUAAUUCGAAUGGUCAUUCAAAACCUGAAAGUAAACCAGAUGAACUUUUAAAUCCAGCUUUUAAAGAGUGGUCUCAGAUAUACAGCUUUAUUGAAUACAAUCCUGAUUCAUUUAGUGCAUGGGAAGAUUUAAUAGAAAUUUCGGAAAACCUCGAAGGUGGGUUAUCCAAGGCUUCAAGUAGCUCUGCGAUUAAGCUAUUUCGAUUUACAUUCGACACAUUUUUAAACAGAUUUCCAUUAGCGCAGGGAUAUUGGAUCAAGUUUGCUGAACUUGAGUUCAAGCUUGGGAAUACAGAGCAGGCAUUAAUGAUCUACGAUAAAGCUGUUAACGUCAUUCCACUUAGUGUUGAGCUAUGGACUCAUUACUGUGCUUUCAAAACCAUAGUCACUCCAUCGAUAAAGCAAGCAAGAGUUUUAUUUGAGAAAGCUGCUAACUGUGUUGGGUACCAUUACCUAUCUCAUCCUUUUUGGGACGAAUAUAUCAAGUUUGAAAAAUCUAAUGGAGACAGCUUAAGACUUUUCAAAUUAUACUUAAGAAUUGUUCAAAUUCCUUUGCAUCAAUAUGCAAAAUAUUUUUAUAAGCUAUUUCAGCUUGCUCCUAAUCUCCCGGUAAAGCAUUUGGUGUCAGCAGAAUAUCUUGAACAAUUUAACGCAGAAUAUGAAAUUGAGCAGUUAGAAAAAGAAGAAGAAGAGAGAGAGAAAAAGCUUGAACCUCAGUCUGAAGCUAACCCCAACCUUAGUAGCGAGUCAAAAAGCAUUGUUACAAAGCGACAACUGGAAGAAAAAAAGAAGGUUAUCGAAGCCGAUUUACGUCACAGAAUUUACAAUUAUUACUCGCGUUUAUAUAUCCAAACACAAAAAAAGGUUAACGAAAGAUUUCAAUAUGAAUCAGAAAUCCAACGUCAGUUCUUUCAUGUGUUAUAUCUCCCUGAAGAAGAAAUCCAAAACUGGCGGCGAUAUUUGCAGUUUAUGGAAACAGAAAACGCUGGAAACAAUAGGCUGAUUAAUAACGAAAGCAUGAAUGAGCUUGUUGCUCUAUAUGAAAGAUCGAUAAUUCCUUUUGGUCAUUACGAAGAAUUCUGGUUACGGUACACCAAAUUUCUUGUUGCCAAUAAUAAGAUUGACGAGGCACGCAAUGUUUAUCGACGUGCAAGCUUUGUUCUUCCUAUUGGGCGAAUUCAAGUCCGCUUACAAUAUGCUUUAUUUGAAGAAUCUUAUGGAAAUAUUGACAUUGCUAAGAAUAUUUUCUUGAGCUUGUUGGAUGCUUUACCAUUUAGUACAGAACUUAUUGUUGGAUAUGCUAAUUUACUCCAUCGUUCAGAAUGUGCUGAAAAUGCUAUAUCAUAUUUGGAACAAAAACUAGAGCAUUUCAAGUUGAAGUUGAUACAAUUAAACGGACAGUCUAAGAUUAUUAGUGAAGACAAAGAAGGUGGUAAUUUAAAUGAAAUAUCUUCACAAGAUACAAAAAUAGAUGCGGAUAUUCCAGCUCUGGUUACUGUGAUUGCAAACUCUUAUCUGGAAUGGCUCGGUUCCGUUUCUAAGGCUCGUCAAAUUUUCCAACAGUUUGCUCAAGAGCUUUCCUCGUCAUAUUACUUUUGGAGAGAAUAUCUACGGUUUGAAAUCGGUAUCGCUGAAGACGUUGAUAUUGACUAUGAUACCUCUAAAAAUGCUGACAGCCAUGGCCAAAAAGACGAAGAGUCCAUUUUCCUGAAAAAUGUUUACGAUCAAAUUAAAAUCGCAGCACUAGAGCCUAACCAAAGAAAAGACUUGGCUCACAUAUACAUGGUAUUUUUACUGAGCCAAGGAAAUGUCACAUCAGGAGCUACACAAAAGUAUUUUGAGAUAGAUAAGGAUGCUUACCUAUAA